CUUAGUUGAAGCGUAGCUUUUGUCGUCGCCGGACGUGUCUUUUAAUUCGAGUUAACACUACACAUAAUUGCAAUUAUAAAUUAAACUUGUAUAAAAUAUAAGUAAAAAUCAUAUUUACAAUAUUUAAGUAGUGAUCUCAUCGCAACAUCUACUCGAUGCAUAUUGCAUACUUCUUAAGCGUACUGCUGCCAUUGACAGUGGGCGCACAUGCGCAAAUUAAAACAUCCGGCAUUAAGACGCAUUACCCCGCCGCACCAAGUUCGGGUAAUUUAGUUUACAAUGCACACAACGAACAUAAUUACACGGCUCAAUACAAUCGCACCUUUAUACCGGCGGACACCUAUCAGGGUGGCAAUGCGGGCGUGGUCAGUGUGAAUGUCGUCGAUGGCGAAGGGAAAGCGUACCUGGCUAGUGGCAAUCAUUUGGCUGCCGGAGAGGAAUAUCAUUACUAUGGCGCUGGCGGUGUUUACAGUAGCGGUGGAAUUGCUAGACAGCGUGCGCCACAAGUGCUAGAUCCAGCUGCAGAAUUCGUUAACAAAACUCGCUCCCAAAUGGCCUCUGGCAUUUGUUAUACAGAAGUAGCAACCUCAACUCUGGUACGGGACAAAACCGUAAUUCCGGCUGGUAAUGGUACCAGCUCGGACAAGAGCAAAAUUCAAAUCUGUUGCGAAGGUUAUGUACGCAACCCACACGUCUAUUCACGCUGUGACCCCGUCUGCCUUGACGACUGCCCAAAUGGUAUAUGCACAGCGCCCAACACCUGCGUCUGCAUACCGGGAAACGUGCGGAACCACGAGGAUAAAUGCAUUUCCACUUGCCCCAUCGGUUGCGGCAAUGGUGUGUGUGAUGAUCAAAAUCAAUGUGUAUGCAAGAGCGGCUACACCUUGGAUCCGGCUACACGACAAUUUUGCGUGCCACAUUGCGACAAACCCUGUGAGUACGGGAAAUGCGUGGCACCUAAUAAAUGUGACUGUUUCGAUGGCUAUCGCCUAACGGCCGGCGGAGUAUGUGAACCGAAAUGUGAUAACUGUGAGAACGGACGUUGUACAGCGCCGGGUUUGUGCACUUGCGACAAGGGUUAUGCGAAGGUUGAUGGUCUUUGCGAGCCAGUAUGCACGCUUGGCUGCGAGAGGGGCCGUUGUGUUGGACCCGAUGUUUGUGCGUGCAGCCAAGGUUUCGAACUGGACCGCACCGGCACCAGAUGUGUGCCACAUUGCGAUCAACCCUGCCUGAAUGGCGUAUGUGAUGGUGCAAAUAGCUGUGCUUGUAAUCCGGGCUAUGUAUUGGAUCCCGUGCAGAAGAAUAUCUGCCAGCCGCAUUGUGCGCAGGGUUGUCCCAAUGGCUAUUGUACUUCGCCGAACUUUUGCGUCUGUAAGCCAGGUUAUCGCAAAUCAGGUAUAAAGGGACGUCAAACGUGCAUAGCCGUCUAGUGUAAGCUUCGGUCGAAACUUGUUUGUAAUAAAAUGUCAAAAAGAAAACGAAUUUAUAUGUAUAUUUUUAAUAAAAUAAAA
This is a messenger RNA of Ceratitis capitata (Mediterranean fruit fly), 1511 nucleotides long. Its product is annotated as von Willebrand factor D and EGF domain-containing protein. The record is from RefSeq and is a predicted model, not a curated record. Bases 156 to 1430 code for a protein of 424 amino acids. The transcript is spliced from 3 exons. Lineage: Eukaryota; Metazoa; Arthropoda; Insecta; Diptera; Tephritidae.